Molecule: messenger RNA, 1348 nt
Organism: Wyeomyia smithii (pitcher-plant mosquito)
Lineage: Eukaryota; Metazoa; Arthropoda; Insecta; Diptera; Culicidae
Product: leucine-rich repeat-containing protein 15-like
Exons: 2
Coding region: 111-1070 (319 amino acids)
Cellular component (GO): plasma membrane
Molecular function (GO): protein binding
Source: RefSeq, a predicted model, not a curated record
CCUCCGAUAACGACGAGACGAGCAGCGUUUUUUAUCUUACACUACUUUUUCUGAGGUUUUGCGCUCAGUCCAUCGUCUGCUGCGCUCGGGUCAAGUUUACUCACGAUAGCAUGAGAAAGAUAAAAUUUUGGUUGUUUCUGAUCACCAUACUUUUAUCGGUGACGAUCACAGUCUCCAAAAACUACAAAUGUUCCGUGAUCAACGAGGCCGGAUUCUGUUUUCUCGAGAAUGUCGUCAUCAACAGUACGUCCGCUGUGCAGAACGUCGAAUUUCCCAAGCAUCCUGUGCUGCUGAUUAAAUCCGGAUCCAUUCCGAAUUUUUCGAAGGAUAUUUACGACCGGCUCAACGGAGUACGUUUGCUACACAUGUACAACCAUACUAGCAUCCGUAAGCUUCUGAUUGCAUCCCGAAAUCUAACGGAAAUCAACGUUCAGCGCAAUGGAUUGCUGGAGUUCGAUGUGGAACCUCAGGAAGACCGAAUCCUAAAAACUCUAACCAUUGUUCAUAACUCCAUCACAAUCGUUCCGAAAACAAUUCGCUAUCUGGAGGGACUGGAAAAGUUGUAUCUGUAUAAUAACUCGAUCGAGUAUAUCGAUUUGGAACUAUUCAGCAACGCAUCCGCACUGAAGGUACUGUCUCUGUACGAUAACAAAAUCAAAGUGUUGGACUCCAAACUGGGACUGCGAUUCGCCCAUCUUCAAACGCUGUCGCUAAGCAAGAAUCGACUGUCCUACAUUCCAUACUUCUUCGAUGCAUUCCCCGUCCUGAAUGCGAUUUCUCUGCGUAAAAAUCUCUGGAAUUGUCGCUGGUUAGAGGCUGCGGUAAACCAUAUGCAGCAGCAACGGAUUCAACUCGCACGGAGGGACUCCGCCUGUCGGGACCGCUGGGUUGGGGAUAUUUGCUGCUACAAAACGGUUUGGGACUUCGUUUUUCAAUUGCAGCACGAGGAGUUGCACCAGGAACGGGAAGAGCUGCGGAAGCUGUUCCAGCAAAAUCAGGAUCUCCGUCAUUUGGUGGAACGGUUGGCCGAAAGUGUUCAUAAGCUUGAAGAGGGCAGUAAUAAAAUGUGAAGCCUCAGGAAUUACGAGAACGGGGUUUUUACGUGCUAAAUUUUUGGUAAGAUAAUCCUAAUUUUAGCAGAGUGCAAGUGCAUUUUUUGCUUAUCGCAGUUAAAUGCACAAUAUGGAAUUCGUCGAGACCCGUCACUAGUAGCGGUUUAGUGUUUGUUGAUAAGAAAGCAUUAUGUGGAAAGGUUAUUGACUGCGAGAAAAAAAACAGAUGGCAGAAAAGACUUACGGCUUGUAUGGCUUCGUAAUUCUAAAUAAAAACCACAUUUUUUUAAUGGAAA